AUGACCGCCAUUCUCCCACCAGGAGGAGCGUCUUUCUUGACGCUACAACCUCACGACGAAACCUCAGACGGCAUGAACGACGUAUGGCGACGGCAGCACUACCAUCAAAUGUCUCUGCCAGCGAUUAACCACCACUACUGGCCGGAUGGCCACGGCUCAAACCUCGGGAGCGUCCACGAGAUGGACAUGAGGUUCUCUGGCGAGUACGAACCGUCCUUCAAUGGAGGUCUCAUCUCCCCACCGAUGGACGGAUACGUCCCUGACUCUAAUUGGGGCUCCGACAUGGAAAUCGGCACUCCAUCAACCACCGCCGGCGGUUUCCCGAGCGAUACCAUAGAUGGCUAUCACAACAUGCGCCAUACCAGCAAUCCCAGUCAUCACCUCCCCCUCCCGCCUCGCGCUACUCAUGAUCACCUCCCGUCUUCAGCACAGAGCCCGCAGAGCUCCCAUGAUGGUAUUAGCCCUCAUCUAUCCUAUGCUAAAGCUCCAGAACCGAUCGAGAUCAAGAGAGAGGAGAGACCGAGCCUCAUCCGGUCCGUCACGGCUCCAGAGCCUCGUCCGCGCAGAAGCACUAUCGUGGGAUCGUCCGGGACUCCUUCCGUCAAGCGAUGUGGUAGCGAAGAUGAAGACGAUGAGUACAUCCCCGGCCAGACCGAACAUCUUCACGAGACGACCAAGCCCCGUGGCCGUAAGCGUCAGCGCAUCCCACAUACGGCGGUCGAGCGCCGGUAUCGCGAGAAUCUCAAUGCGCAUCUCGACAAGCUAAGGCAGAAUGUUCCGUCGCUGGCAUCGAAGCGACCGGCUGGCGCGAGUAAGCCUGGCGAUGGGAUGGGAGAGGGCGUGAAGCCGAGCAAGUGUGAGAUCCUGAAUGGAGCGAUUGAACAUAUUGGUGCGCUGGGCAAGGAGAAUGCCGCCUUGAAGACAGAGGUCAAUGCGUUGAGGUCGAGGCUGGAGGACUUGGAGAGGUGGUGUGGCGCGUAUGCUAAGUGA
Molecule: messenger RNA, 990 nt
Organism: Fulvia fulva
Lineage: Eukaryota; Fungi; Ascomycota; Dothideomycetes; Mycosphaerellales; Mycosphaerellaceae
Exons: 1
Coding region: 1-990 (329 amino acids)
Molecular function (GO): protein dimerization activity
Source: RefSeq, a predicted model, not a curated record